Messenger RNA from Pistacia vera, 2955 nucleotides. RefSeq names its product probable cyclic nucleotide-gated ion channel 14. The transcript has 7 exons. The record is from RefSeq and is a predicted model, not a curated record. Gene Ontology annotation, molecular function: voltage-gated potassium channel activity. Gene Ontology annotation, cellular component: membrane. Bases 462 to 2642 code for a protein of 726 amino acids. Lineage: Eukaryota; Viridiplantae; Streptophyta; Magnoliopsida; Sapindales; Anacardiaceae. Gene Ontology annotation, biological process: potassium ion transport; transmembrane transport.
AAAAUCUUCCUUUUUUAACUUGUUUACUUCAAUGCACAUUUUAAUAUUUUGAUUUCUUCGUCAUGGUCUUCACGUCCUUUCUCUUAUCUCUGUUUCUCAAACUUAAUUCUAUCUUGUAAGUUAUUACAAGCUUGGAAAAUAAUAAUAAUAAUAGUAAUAACUCACUACGUGAGCUGAGCUGUGUUUCUUCUCUUUUACUGUUAGUUUAUUUUUUGGUGGGUUUUUAGUUGAAGUCAAACGGGUUACCACCUGUUUUCUUUCUUCUUCCUCUCUCAACUGUAAAGUGUCCCAACAAAUUCUAUGAAGAAACAUGUCGCUUAAGCUCCAACUAUUAUGUUGAGAUCCAUUUUUUUGAAGAAAAGAUGUUCAAGUAAAGAGCACUAUGUCAAAAAACAGAACAUUCACAGAGAUUUUGUCUGAAAAAGAUUGUUUUAAGUUCUUCAUGUGAACAGUUUACAAAUAUGGACUUCAAGAAAGAUAAGCUAGUGAGGUUUUACAAUGAUGGAAAAGGUGAAACUCCGCACAUAGAGAAGUCUUUGCCAGUGUAUAAAUCAUCGGCUCCUUUGUUGAAAACAGAAGGAAAUAUUUUUGAAAGAAACAGAACCGCUUCAAAAAUUUCGAAAUUUGGAGGGCUCAAAGUUUUCCCUGAGAAUAUAGAGCCUUGGAGGAAGCGAAUUCUUGAUCCAGGAAGUGAAGUUAUCUUACAGUGGAACAGGGUUUUUCUCUUUUGGUGCUUAGUAGCUUUAUUUGUUGAUCCAUUGUUUUUUUAUCUUCCAUCAGUAGAAAAGAAUGGUAACGGUUCAUGUAUGACAACUGAUUUGAAUUUGGGGAUCAUUGUAACUUUUUUCCGAACCUUUGCCGAUAUCUUUUAUAUGUUGCACGUGGUUAUAAAGUUCCGGACAGCUUAUGUAUCUCCUAGUUCAAGAAUUUUUGGAAGGGGUGAACUUGUUAUGGAUCCAAAGGAGAUUUCAUGGCGGUAUCUAAAAUCGGAUUUUUUCAUAGAUCUGCUGGCGGCACUGCCCCUUCCUCAGAUAGUGAUAUGGUUUAUUAUACCAGCAGUCAGAAGCUCCUCUGCUGAUCAUACAAACAAUGCGCUUGUGUUGAUUGUUCUGCUCCAAUAUGUUCCACGCUUAUAUCUGAUUUUCCCAUUAAGUGCCCAGAUUAUCAAAGCCACUGGAGUUGUCACAAAGACUGCUUGGGCUGGUGCUGCAUAUAAUCUUGUGCUGUACAUGUUGGCCAGUCAUGUCUUAGGAGCAUCGUGGUAUUUGUUGUCAAUUGAACGGUAUGCAACAUGCUGGAAAUCUGAAUGCAGAAAGGAAUUUAGUCCUGCAAAAUGCUUUCUCUAUUACUUGGACUGUGGCACACUGAGUAAUGAUGAUCGGCAGUUAUGGGAGAAUAGUACUGUUGUGUUUAAUAACUGCGAUCCUACAAACUCAAAAGUUUUCCAAUAUGGCAUAUUUGGAAAUGCAUUGACAAAUAAUGUUGUAUCCUUAGAGUUCCUUGAGAAGUAUUUCUAUUGUCUCUGGUGGGGCUUACAGAAUUUGAGUUCUUAUGGCCAGACUUUGACCACAAGCACAUUCAUUGGGGAAACCAUGUUUGCUAUACUCAUUGCUAUUUUGGGUCUGGUUUUGUUUGCCCAUUUAAUUGGAAACAUGCAGACCUAUUUGCAAUCCAUCACUGUGAGACUUGAGGAGUGGAGACUUAAGCGGCGAGACACUGAGGAGUGGAUGAGACAUCGCCAGCUCCCUCAAGAUCUUAGAGAACGUGUAAGGCGAUUUGUUCAGUAUAAGUGGCUUGCAACUCGAGGAGUUGAUGAAGAAUCAAUCUUACAUGCGCUACCUACAGAUCUUCGCCGAGAUAUCCAACGCCACCUUUGCUUGGACCUUGUUCGAAGGGUUCCAUUUUUCUCACAAAUGGAUGAUCAGCUACUAGACGCCAUAUGUGAGCGCUUGGUAUCCUCCUUAAGUACUCAGGGUACCUACAUAGUUCGUGAAGGUGAUCCUGUUACAGAGAUGCUUUUUAUUAUCAGAGGGCGGCUGGAAAGCUCAACUACAAAUGGGGGCCGAACAGGUUUCUUCAAUUCAAUUACUCUAAGACCAGGCGACUUUUGUGGUGAGGAGUUGCUUGCUUGGGCAUUGCUGCCAAAAUCUACUGUCAACUUGCCUUCUUCUACGAGAACUGUGAAGUCCCUCGUCGAGGUUGAAGCCUUUGCAUUAAGAGCUGAAGAUUUAAAAUUUGUGGCCAAUCAGUUCAGACGCCUCCAUAGUAAGAAGCUACAACACACAUUUCGUUUCUAUUCCUACCACUGGAGGACGUGGGCUGCAUGCUUCAUUCAGGUGGCUUGGCGUCGUUUCAAGAAGAGGAGAAUGGCUAAAAGUCUUGGCACAAUGGAAUCAUUCUCAUAUAAUAAUUAUGAGCAAGUGUCUAAUGAAAGAGAGCAAGACGAUGAAGAUCAUAGUAGUACUGAAUCAUCAUCUUCUGCUCAUGCUAAGCAACACCUAGGUGUUACAAUACUGGCUUCAAAGUUUGCUAAAAAUACGAGGAGAGGAGCUCAGAAAAUUAAGGACGUUGAAUUGCCAAAGUUGCAAAAACCUGAGGAGCCAGACUUCUCAACAGAGCCAGAUGAAGACUUGUCUAUCUAACUCCAUUAAAGUAGCACUUGCUAGGUUUCUGAAACUCUAUUUUUUCUUUUUUUCCAAGUAGUCAUGGCUUAAGCUGUUAAUAAUUUGUAUAAUGUAUUUAAGCCUAUGCCAACAUUAGUAAACAUGUCCUGUUAAUAGGAGAUCUUAUUAUAGUUUCAGCAACCCAAAGGCAUUAGGGAGCGGAUCAAAUUAAUCCAAUUUACCCAUAUCAAACUAGAAUCCCAGUAUAGAUUUGAUACCUUUUGCAGUAAUUUGUUCUACAGUUCCAUCACUACUUUGCCCUACGAUUUGUGUCUUAUAUCAUUGCACAAAU